Musa acuminata AAA Group (dessert banana) is the source of this 831-nucleotide messenger RNA. RefSeq lists its product as uncharacterized. The transcript has a single exon. Lineage: Eukaryota; Viridiplantae; Streptophyta; Magnoliopsida; Zingiberales; Musaceae. The record is from RefSeq and is a predicted model, not a curated record. The coding region runs from base 1 to 831 and encodes 276 amino acids.
AUGUUCCAGCGAGCAAGUCGGUUCAUCGCCGCAGAGACAUGGAUGGCCGGGAGGCGCGAAGAGCACAAGAGAGUCAAGCCAGAGCCGCCCUGGCAGCAGCAAUCCGUUGCAUCACGGCAUAGGUUGGACAGAUCCGACCCGCUGGCACCGAGGCCCCCUCUCCCCGCCUUGAGCUCGUCCCAAACAGAAAUAUUUCUCCACAUAAGGGAGAAGGGACUGCUCAAAGAUCCAUAUCCGAUGAGGAGUUCACGAGAGCUUGCAGACCGAUCAAAGUACUGUCGCUUUCACCGGCAGCACGGGCAUGACACUGAAAAGUGUCGGGAGUUGAAAAGGCAGAUCGAGGAGCUUAUUCACAGAGGGCAUCUCGGUCAGUACCUUCGGUCGGACAAGGAACUUUCACCGCGCCCGGAGGGUCCCAUCGAGCGACACAUCGACGUGAUAGCUGGCGGUCCCGCAUCUGGCGGGGAUUCCAUGACCGGAAGAAAGGCAUACGCCCGAGCCGCCCCGGCCGAAGCUCCCAAGCACGGGCCCGAGCUUGAGGUCGCUUUCCCGGCCAUAGCAUCCGAACAAUCCAAGCAUGACGAUGCGCUCGUGAUAUCGGCCAGGAUUGCCAAUGCGCAAGUAAGAAGGAUCAUGGUCGAUAUCGGGAGCUCGGCCGACAUACUCUACUUCGAUGCCUUCCAAAAGCUCGGCUUGUCCAGAGACAACAUGAAGCCUAUGUGCUCGGCGCUCACCGGAUUCACCGGUGACUCGAUCUCACCGCUAGGGGCAAUCACUUUACCCUUGACCCUGGGAGCUCCGAUUCCCAAAGAGAUGUUCGUCGUCAUGUGA